CUCAUGAAAACUAUCAAUAAUAAUGAAGAGUAGUAUUCAAGGUAUUUCUAAUAGAAAACAAAUGAAAGAAGGCAAUGAAAAGAAACCAUUUAACAAGAAAAAGUAUAGACUACAGAAGUACAGUAAUAAAUACAAAAUUAAACAAUGGGAGGAACGCAAGAAGAAAGCUAUUUUACGAAGUUUCUACAAACAGAUUGAUAAGGAUCAACAACGAAAUCUAAAGAAACCAUCUGUUUUCAAAGAUGAUAAUCAAAACGAACACACGACACAACCCCCUAAAAAAAGUGCUUUUUAUAAAGCUAAGCAGGAAUACCUUCGUAAGAAGGAUGAAAAAUGUAAACAAAAAGAAGAAACUUUACGAGUGAAAGCAGAAAGAGAGGAAGCACUUAAAAAAUAUAAAGAGAAAAAGAUGCAAACAUACAAAAAACUUUCAAAGAAAACAAAAACGGGUCAACCUGUAAUGAAAGAUAGAUUAGAAAUGUUAUUAGAGAAAAUACAACAGCAAGUAUCGAUGUGA
Messenger RNA from Eufriesea mexicana, 517 nucleotides. RefSeq names its product rRNA-processing protein fyv7. Gene Ontology annotation, cellular component: nucleus. The record is from RefSeq and is a predicted model, not a curated record. The transcript has 3 exons. The coding region runs from base 23 to 517 and encodes 164 amino acids. Lineage: Eukaryota; Metazoa; Arthropoda; Insecta; Hymenoptera; Apidae.